GUGAGUGUUCCGGGUCAGAAACUGGACGGGAGAGGAAAUUAACUCCGGGACGAGACGAAAAAACCAGAAUGCUAUCCUGUUCCACUCGGAGAUGUAGCCGGGGUCUCUAACGCUAAAAAGACGGGGUUUUUAAAGCGACUGAGGCGACGUACGUCGAGGAAGAAAGUGGAGCUAAACAGGUGCCUACAAAGUAACCAAAGUGAGCAAACGUCGGAGAAUAAUUCCCAUGUUCAUCGAGACUGAACGAACGUUAGCUCUGUAGCGUCACCGCCACUCACGUACAGUUGGAGUUUCGGUGUUUACUUGCAUGUGAGUUUCGCCUCGCUGCUGCUUGACGGUAAAUUUAGUUCCAGACUGUCCCGCCGAAGCAAUCUGUUGCAUCCCCCUCCUCCUCCCCGCAGUUUGUUUAUCGCACGGAUACGAGAUUUAUUCCCACCUCCCCCGUGAUGUUUCACUGCAUACCCCUGUGGCGGUGCAACCGUCAUGUUGAGAUGAUCGAUAAACGCCACUGCUCCCUGCUCUUUGUGCCCGAUGAGAUCUACCGAUACGGCCGGAGUUUGGAGGAGCUGCUGCUGGAUGCCAACCAACUUCGAGACUUGCCCAAGCCAUUUUUCCAGCUUGUGAAACUAAGAAAACUUGGCCUCAGUGACAACGAGAUCCAGAGACUUCCACCUGAGAUAGCCAACUUCAUGCAGCUGGUAGAACUGGAUGUUUCUAGAAAUGAUAUUAUGGAAAUUCCAGAGAGCAUUUCAUACUGCAAAGCUCUCCAAGUGGCAGAUUUCAGUGGAAAUCCAUUAACAAGAUUACCUGAAAGCUUUCCAGAGCUACGCAAUCUCACAUGCCUUUCCAUCAAUGAUAUUUCAUUACAAGUUCUCCCAGAUAACAUUGGAAACCUGUCCAAUUUGGCAUCACUAGAACUUCGAGAAAACUUGCUCACAUUCCUACCAGAAUCACUAUCUAUGCUUCACAGACUUGAAGAGCUGGACUUGGGGAAUAAUGAGCUGUACAGUUUGCCGGAGUCAAUAGGCUGUCUUGUCAGCUUGAAGGACUUGUGGCUGGAUGGAAACCAGUUGUCUGAAAUACCUGCAGAAAUGGGCAGUAUGAAAAGCCUGCUGUGUCUGGAUGUAUCAGAAAACAAAAUAGAGCGGCUUCCAGAGGAGUUGGGGAGUCUGUCGAUGCUCACAGACCUGCUCGUGUCUCAGAACCUCCUUGAUGCUCUGCCAGAAAGCAUCGGAAAACUACAGAAACUUUCAAUUUUGAAAGCUGAUCAGAAUAGACUAACUUAUCUCCCAGAAAGCAUCGGCCACUGUGAAAGCCUUACUGAGCUUGUGCUGACAGAGAACCAGCUACAGAGUUUGCCAAGGAGUGUUGGGAAAUUAAAGCGACUUUCCAACUUCAACUGUGACAGAAAUCAGCUAUCGUCAUUACCUAAAGAGAUCGGAGGCUGCAGAGGUCUGAACGUCUUCUGUGUACGAGAGAACAGACUGACCAGGAUACCGUCUGAGCUGUCACAAGCCACAGAGCUGCAUGUGCUGGAUGUGUCUGGAAACAGGCUCAUCCAUCUACCCAUGUCUCUGACCACGCUACGACUGAAGGCCUUAUGGUUGUCAGAAAACCAGUCACAGCCGCUCCUCACUUUUCAGACCGAUGAGGAUCCGGACACGGGCGAGAAGGUGCUCACAUGUGUGCUGCUACCUCAACAGCCUUACGAGUCGGACAAUAAAGGCUCUGAUAAUCUGGCACGCUGUGGAGCUCUGGAGAGUCUGGUGAAUGACAUGGCUGAUGACACGUGGGACAACAAAGCCAUGAACAGGAUCAGUGCCAUUCACUUCCUGGAUGAUGAUGAGGAUGAGGAUGAUGAAAAGGGAACUCUACUCCGACGAGCCACUCCUCACCCCGGCGAGCUUAAAACAAUGAAGAAAGCAGCCGAGAACCUCCGCAAUGACCUGAAUGCUGCCAAAGGCCUGGACUCCAACAAAAACGAGGUCAAUAACGCUGCAGACAGAGUGACCACGUCUGUGUGACCUUAUUUUUACCUCAGAAAUGUAUUUUACCUCCUGUGUCCUGCCGUGUUGUCCUGCACAAAUCCCUGCAGCCCCCCUCCCUCUUUUACUCCCCUUACCGCCAAACCCCGAUGUGGCCUACCCCCCAGCCCUCUCCUCUGAUUAAACCCUGGGACGCCUGUAACCGAGCUCCAUCUCCAGUCCUGAGAGCGUUUAUCAGGCCACCGUGCCUUCUUUUUUUAAUUCAUGUCCGCUGCAAUAAUCUGCACAGAGACGCUCCUUUUAAAGAUAUUUGGAAGAUUUAUAACUUUUUUAAAUGCCUCUCUUUAAAGAUAUACAUUAGAUAGUUGCACUAUUCUAAGGCUUUAUAAUGUGGUCAAACCUUCAUUAAUGUAUUAUAUAUAUUUGUUCUAUUUUUAAAACACUGGGUGAACACUUCUUUUUACAUUUUGGGCAAACACAAACGCAGGAGUUUUUGGACCUACUGAUUAAGGAUUAUUGUACAGUCUCUUGUGAAUAUUGAUACUUUUAUACUUUUGGCAGCUCAGAUGUAAAUAUAAAUGUAUAGCAAAUUUCUUAAUCAGUUGCAGAUUUUUAAACUUUUUUUUUCAAACUUGGUACUUUUUUCUUUUCUGUUUUUCUUUUUUAAAUCAAAGUAACGAACAAACGGUCACUCAUGUCUUAUCGAUCCAUUUAAUCCAUUUAACUGUCAUUAGGUGAGCAGAUGGCCUUGAAUCUUGUAAACAUCUAGCGCUAUUUUUGGAUAUUAAAUACAUUUAAUUGACUUUAUGUUUAGAUUUAAAGUACCGCACAUCAAACUUUAAUAAUACUAUCUUAUUUAUAUGUGCUGUGCUUCACUGCUUUGCUAUCUUCUCAAAUAGAUGCCAAAAAAAGCUGUAUUUUUAAGUUUUCUUUCCCUUUUACAAAGAGUACUGUAUAAAAUAAUCAUUGGUGUUUUGGUGAGAUUGAGGUUCGCGACAGCAUCCUUCUAAAAUGCAGUUGUCAGAAGUUCCACUUUAAUGCACUUCUCAGCGUUUCUCGAACUCUUUAAGUGGUACAUGAUCAGCUGUUUUAUUUUGUUUUUAAAGCGUGGACCAGAGUGAUUGGUUCAAGUGUUGGUUUUUAUGUUUUAAUUAUUUUCUGAUCAAGCUGCACAAAACAGAUCUUGAAUGGGCGCUGUGCCUCGAGGUCUGGAUGACUUUUUAACCACUGAUCAAUAAAAAGAGUGCAACA
This is a messenger RNA of Cheilinus undulatus (humphead wrasse), 3236 nucleotides long. It is a transcript of the gene lrrc1, whose product is annotated as leucine rich repeat containing 1. Gene Ontology annotation, molecular function: protein binding. The transcript is spliced from 14 exons. NCBI's taxonomy places the organism in Eukaryota, Metazoa, Chordata, Actinopteri, Labriformes, Labridae. The record is from RefSeq and is a predicted model, not a curated record. Gene Ontology annotation, cellular component: adherens junction; postsynaptic membrane; postsynaptic density. Gene Ontology annotation, biological process: neurotransmitter receptor transport, endosome to postsynaptic membrane; neurotransmitter receptor transport postsynaptic membrane to endosome. Bases 447 to 2024 code for a protein of 525 amino acids.